AUGUCAGCCUCCUUUAAGAAGACUGCGGUGAAAAAUUACCCACGUGUUGGGGAGAAAAUCACUCGAGAUACCGUCUAUUGGAAAAAUCUAGAGUUUCCAGUUACAAAGAAAGAAUAUGGCAGUAUCACUCAUAUCAACUUCAGUCCAGUCCAGCCUUAUCAGUAUGCUGUAACUAAUUCUGCAAGGGUUCAAAUAUAUGAUAGCGAAAGUAACCAGAUUGAACGAACGAUAUCUCGUUUCCGUGAAACGGCCUACUCUGCGACAUUCCGUGGUGAUGGACGCCUCCUGGUCGCAGGUGGAGAUGAACCAGUCGUCAAACUCUUUGACCUUGGGAGCAGAGCUCUACUUAGGACAUUUACCGGUCAUAAUCGGCCAGUUCAUGUCACCAAGUUCACCUCGGAUGGUCUCCACAUCAUGUCGGGCUCGGACGAUAACAGCGUCAUGAUCUGGGAUAUUGCAACUGAAGAGCAAGUCAUUCGAUACAAUGAGCAUACGGAUUACAUCCGGACUGGAACUGCAAGUAAAGCUAGUAAAGACAUCAUAGUCACAGGUGGCUAUGAUCACAUGGUAAAGCUUUGGGACACACGAACUGCCGCUAGUGUACUGACAGUCAACCACGGUCAGCCCGUAGAGAGCGUUCUGAUGUUCCCAGGUGGCGGAAUAUUCCUCUCGGCCGGUGGGAACUACAUCAAUGUGUGGGAUGCCCUUGCGGGAGGCAAGCUCCUGGCUCGGCUCAGCAACCAUCAUAAAACAAUCAUGUCCAUGUGCUUCUCUUGUAACCAUCAGAGGCUUCUGUCCGCAUCUUUGGACAGGCACGUCAAAGUAUAUGAUGUAGCCACAUAUAAAGUUGUUCAUACGCUCGACUACCCUGGUCAGAUCCUCAGUCUUGGAGUCGCGCCAGACGACAGUGUUAUUUGUGUAGGUAUGGCAGACGGCCUACUUUCAAUCCAACACAGAAAACCAGAAGACACACCCGACAAGAAAGUGAAGAAAAAGAAGAAAGUAUCAUAUCGAUAUUCAGUAAAAGGCAAACAGUACACUCCAAGCAAGGAUGACCAUGUCAUAGAGAAAAGGCGGAGGGAACAACUACAGAAAUAUGACAAGUAUUUCAAGAAAUUUGAACACAGUAAGGCACUUGAUGCAGGAUUGGAUCUGCGUGUAAGACAGACGACCCCCGAGGUGACUGUGAGUGUAUUACAGGAGCUCAUCAGGAGAGGUGGCAUCCAUUCUGCUUUAGCUGGUCGCGAUGAAAAAUCGUUAGGAAUUAUCCUCAAGUUUUUACAAAAGAACAUCAGUAAUCCAAAAUACAUGACCACCUUAUUAGAUGUAGCUACCAUUAUAUUAGAUCUUUAUUCGCCCCAGAUCGGCCAGUCCACCGUCCUGGAUGAUUACUUCCUCCGACUAAAACUGACCGUUGAUCGCGAGAUAGGAUACAUGAAAAUGUUAAUGGAGACAAUGGGGACCAUGGAUACGUUAUUUGCUUCUGCAUCGCAGACUGAUACGCCUAGUGACAGUUUGAUGAAAGACAGUUUACCUAUGUUGGUGCCAUCAAAGAGUGCAGCGGUAUCAGUAUAGCAGGAGGAUGACUCAGUUCUCGGAAUACUUCCUUGGACCACAUCAAAUGAAAACUCUCAUGGACUAAUAAUGCCGGAGUUGUAUUUGCCUCGGUGCUCUGAAAAGGAAGUGUUCAAUAUAUAGAUUCUACCUUGGUAUCUUGCAGGGGUGGUUCAUAAAUUGUUGGUUGUAAUACAUAAA
This is a messenger RNA of Lineus longissimus, 1755 nucleotides long. RefSeq names its product U3 small nucleolar RNA-associated protein 15 homolog. The transcript has 12 exons. Gene Ontology annotation, biological process: rRNA processing; positive regulation of transcription by RNA polymerase I. Gene Ontology annotation, molecular function: protein binding. Lineage: Eukaryota; Metazoa; Nemertea; Pilidiophora; Heteronemertea; Lineidae. The coding region runs from base 1 to 1575 and encodes 524 amino acids. The record is from RefSeq and is a predicted model, not a curated record. Gene Ontology annotation, cellular component: nucleolus.